AUAAUUCUACAGAUUCACUUGAUAAUAUUGAGAUAUUAUCAACAGAUCUUUUUUACGAAUUAAUGAAUUAUCUAAAUUUUGACUUCAAAAGUAAAUCUAAAUCAAAGUCAGAAUUAUUACAACUACAAUUAGCAAAAAUUAGUAUUCGUGAUCAAAUUGAAAAUACUAUGGAAUUUAUUAGAGUGAAUGUCUGA
Molecule: messenger RNA, 194 nt
Organism: Racocetra fulgida
Lineage: Eukaryota; Fungi; Glomeromycota; Glomeromycetes; Diversisporales; Gigasporaceae
Source: the annotation of a GenBank genome assembly